AGUCCUCUAAGAUCAUCCACGUCUCAGCGUUCACCUGCCACUUUUGCCUGCUGUCUGUGUUCCCCAAGUGCCACAUCUCCAUGGUUCUUGAACACCUCCGGGGACAGAGACCCCCCUCUCCCCCCGCCACCUCCCUGAGCAGCCCAUACCACUGCAUUACCACACUUUCAGAGAAGUUCUUGCUAAUAUCCAAGCCUGCAGGCUGAGCGGGAUGCUGCCGUUCCUCACGGUGGCUGAAAAGUAUUUUUGAGGACCAUGUCGUUGGGUAUCUGAUGCAGUAAAUCCAACAAUAACCACUAGUGAUACUCAGCCUGGGAAAUGGCCCUACCCAUGCAUCCAAUGCUCUCUGCUUUGGAAACCUGCUGCUGGUUCCUGAGCCAAAUUCUUUCAGGCACGUUUUUACCAUCCCGUUUUUCCUGCUGGGGACGAUGGUGCUGCUGGCUGCUCUGCUCAGCCAUUUCCUCCUCUUUGACAGACAGAAACAGUUAACUGGGCCUACUGCAAAGCUCGUGUCCUUGUUUCCCUCCCAGGCUGCCUAGCCAGAGAGAGGAGUCACUGCAUGGUGACACAGUGCAAGAGCAGACGUGCAUUCCCUCACCCAGAGAGUAUUUUGGGGAGCUGUGUGAGACUCUGCCAUGUCCCUGGGGUUUUCUGAAGCAUGAGCAGCCUGUGCUUUCCUCUGGCUGGGGCUGGCUGUUUAAGUUCAAUUGAGAUGUUUGGGACAUUGCGUAAGCACCAGUGUCUCUCCUGCAGACACCGAAUCCUACCAGCCAUGCAGGCCCUCCAGAUGAGGUGCUUUGACCUGCAGGCUCUGCUGUCUGCAGCCCCCUGUGCCAUCACCCUUCCAAAGCCUAUCCAUCUGCCCUGCACAUUGCUUCCCUCCCCACAUUCAGCUUCAAGAGUUGGACUCAAUGUUCCUUGUGGGUCCAACUCAGGAUAUUCUGUAGCAGGGGGGUUGCCUGCAAGAUCAGCCCCCCAUCCCAAUGCCACGUUGAUGAUAGAAAGGAAAUGAAUGCUUUCCCUCAGAAAUACUGCUCCCAGGCAGGGAUCUUUCAGCUUUCAGCCACUUGAGAUAUCCUGGCUGUGAGUGCUCAUUCUGGAAAGGCUGCUGGCUCACACAGUCCUCCUGCUGCUCCCAAGGCGAUGUGGUGCUGGGGAGGAGCAGCCUGUCCCUGAUGUAGCCACUUCUCCAAGGGCACGAGGGGAAGGCUGACAUUCAAUGGGGCUUUGUUGAAUGAUGACGAGGUGCUUGGCUUGGCUUAGCAUGAGGUGGGAGCUCUCAGGCUACCAGCAACUCAGGCAAAGUAUUUUUCGUGUGUUGGGGACAGAGUGGGAGCACCUGGAUGUGAGCAAGGGUGAAGCAGGUGCCUAGAGGUAGGGGUGUGUGCACCCCCCUUCCUUUGCUGGGCUUGCUGCUCUAUCCAGAAGACCUUUGCUGGAGAAGCCAGCUGGUUGGCUCCUGUUUGAACAGGAAUAGAUGCUCACAUGGGAUGGACACGGCGUUUGGUUGAGCAGGACUCAUUCCAUCACUGUGACCAAGGCAUGGAGGACUGCCCAGCGUCCUGGUGUAGACAUGAGGAGAUCCAUUGGGCCGGCGGAGCUCCAGCACACAUCCCCUGGUUAUAACUGAGUAGCCCUUAUGACCAACAUGAGCUGGAGCUUUCUCACCCGCCUGCUAGAAGAGAUCCACAACCACUCCACUUUCGUGGGGAAGGUCUGGCUCACCGUGCUCAUCGUCUUCCGCAUCGUCCUGACGGCGGUCGGUGGAGAAUCCAUCUACUCUGAUGAGCAAAGCAAGUUCACUUGCAACACCAAGCAGCCUGGCUGUGACAACGUCUGUUACGAUGCCUUCGCCCCGCUGUCACACGUUAGGUUUUGGGUCUUCCAGAUCAUCAUGAUAUCCACACCUUCAGUCAUGUACCUGGGCUACGCCAUCCACCGAAUCGCCCGGUCAGCGGAGGAGGAGAAGAAGUUCAAGGGCUUCAAGAAGAAGAAGCAGUUUGCUUUGAACUGGCAGGCGGUGCGCAACAUGGAGGAUGCGAUGGAGGCGGAUGAAGAGGAGCCCAUGAUCUCUGACGACACAGCAGAAAAUGAGAAAGCCAAAGCCAAGCCCAAGAGCAAAGAGCAGCAAAAGCACGAUGGAAGGAGGCGAAUUCAGCAGGAAGGACUGAUGAAAAUCUACGUCUUCCAGCUGCUUACCAGAGCUUCGUUUGAAGUUUGUUUUUUGAUAGGGCAGUAUUUGCUCUAUGGUUUUGAGGUAGAAGCUUAUUUUGUCUGCAACAGACUGCCUUGUCCUCACACGGUGGACUGCUUUGUGUCCCGGCCAACAGAGAAGACAAUCUUUUUGCUGGUGAUGUAUGUGGUGAGCUGUCUGUGCUUGCUGCUGAACAUGUGUGAGAUGUUCCAUCUGGGCUUCGGGACCAUCCGAGAUGCCAUCCGCAACCGGAAAAUCAACAGCUUCAGGCAGCCCCCCUACAACUACGCCUACCCUAAAAACAUCUCCUGCCCCCCCGAGUACAACCUGGUGGUGAAAUCGGAGAAGUCCACCAAGAUCCCCAACAGCCUGAUGGCUCACGAGCAGAACUUGGCUAACGUUGCGCAGGAGCAGCAGUGCACCAGCCCGGAUGAGAACAUCCCAGCGGACUUGUCCACCCUCCACAAACACCUGCGAGUGGCCCAGGAGCAGCUGGACAUAGCAUUUCAGAGCUAUGGCAGCAGCCAGGGCAACGCGCAGCCCUCCCGGACCAGCAGCCCUGCCUCGGGUGGCACAGUGGUAGAGCAAAAUAGGGCUAACACCGCCCAGGAGAAGCAAAGCGCUAAGCCCAAAGCGUCCUUGGAGAAAGGCAGCUCCAGCAGUAAGGAUGGAAAGACGUCUGUGUGGAUAUAGCUUGUCUGGCAGCAGAGAGGGCAGUGUAAAUGGGGUUUUAUUUUGGGUUCUGGUUUUCAGUAUGUCAGUUUAUUUCACAGGGCACAGACACAUUUUUUCUGUGGAAGUCAAGAGAGAAAAGGAAUUUCAGACCAAUUUAGUACUGUCUUCCGGUGCAUUAACAAAAGACAUUUCCUUCCUCUUUCCAACACGUUCUCCAGCCGGGAACCUCCAGUGAGUGACGGCGACUGCUGCAUCCCGCCGAGGCUGGACAGCCCGCUGUGAUGGAAGCAGAGAGCAGCUUCCACACACAGAGCUGCAGUCAGACGGCCUUUAAUUACUAAAUAUCCUUAAUCAAAAUUAAUUUCCGAUUCCAUGAUUAGAAAGGAAAGUGACUGAUAUGUCGAUGAACUUUCACGGCACGCUCCCAGCUAACGUCUCGCCGGAAUUUUUCAGCGCACAGCAGGCAGCACUGGAAGUGAAGGCAGCAGAGGUGCACGCAUAGCACAGCACUGAUGGUUUUCAUCUUUUAUUCUGUGCAGAAACAAAAAGCAAAUACGGCCAAACACUCCGCAGUGUGAGUUGGCAGUGACAUUGCUGCUCGUACUGGUGCCUGUGUAGCGCUUGCUACAGAUGGGAAUCACUGCAAUUACAGUGUUUUUAACAAACUGCUGCUUCACAUCAUCAGAAAGUGCCUUUUUGCAACCAGGAAAACAAAGUCAUAAAGGGUGUUGACUUCUUCAUGUGCUAAAUUUGAGUAAAGAUGGGAAGAUCAGUGUUGGCAGAUUUGUUUUUCUGUUUAAUCAGACUGUUAUACAUAGUGGCAGACAGCAGACCUAUGCAUAGCGCGUAUACGAUGCGUGUGUGUGUACACGUCAGUAUAUAUAUGGACACAUGAACAUGUGUGUGUGAAUAUAGAUACAUAGAUAUAUAUAUAUAAAUGUGAUAUCAACCCUCUGGUAAUUUUACAGCCUUCCACUUUCCCUGGGAAAACUUGCUGGAUCCAGAAGGAGUGUCAGUGGAAAACGGGCAGGUUUCCAUACACUUGCUAGGGAGCUCAGCAGAAGACCUGGGGGACAGGACCCAGGGCAGCAGCAAGAAGGUUGCUCCUGACGUAUGGAGAGAUUUUGUUGGCUUUGCUUGGUUUUAAGGCAGUCUCCUUGCAGUUGCAGAGCUCCAAGGCUCCUGCUGGUGCUGGAUGUGCUUUGGUGGGUGGUUUCAUCCUGGAGCUGAGGCGUUCUUGAGAUGCUUGUGGUGAUUCACCACCAUGGAAGCAAAGUAGGCAGAGCCUUCCAGAUCAAACUUUACAAGGAAGAAUUAAAUCCUUACAGAACACAACAUCAUUCCUGUGCUGAGCUGCUCCCUUACAGCCAUGCCAGCACACACAAGCCCUCAUGCCACUAUUCCUUUCAUGUUACUUCUUGAUAGGCUUACUCAUGACCCUUAGAUCAGUCUUUGGAAGCCUUGAGGCUAUCUGUUCUCCCCAGCCAUUACGAAAGCUGUGCACUGCCCCCAGAGAACAGCACAGGUAGCAAAUACUAGGUUUUAAAAGAUGCAAAUAAAUGUUCUAUGAGGUAUCCAGCUGCAAAUAUUUGGUAUGGCUUUGAGUAACAGUCUGGAGACAGCUCCAGGCUUGUUCCCGAUCCCGCAGGAGGCACUGCCUGGAGCGCUGCCUGCUCUUGCUGCUGGAGUUGUUCUCUUUGGAUAAAGGCAACUGCAUCCCACAGGAGGCUCAGUGCAUCAUGCAGCAGCACUGGUCUGUAGCAGCACACACACAUCGCGUGCAGGGAUGCUUUGUAAUGUGAAUUUUCCAUGAAAGGCUCAAAAAAUUCACAGCAUGGUGAUAGGACAAACAUAUCUGCCCACGCUGCUCCUUGUUCUACAUAUGGGUACCCACCCACUCAGGCAAUGCAGGGAGACUGGGUGCUGCUGGCAGUGCUAUCGUGAAGGAACAGACAGCCCAGGGCUUAUUCCCUUGAAGAUUUGGGGUGUUUGAAGACUGUCUUAUCUCCUUUAGCUCUGCUGCAAGCCAAGAAACCCUACUUUCACCAGCCUGUCAUUUCCAUGCCAUGGAUCCAGCAUGCCAAGAGGGAUGGGCAGGCAGUCCUGCAGCAGAUUUGCAGCCUCCUCCAGGCUGGUGUCACCAGCACAUUUAAUACGCACACACUGUUUUCCAUAGUGGGAGUCAAUAAUUGCAGUAUUGAUGAGCACUAGAGCCGGGGCAGACACUUGGGUGUUCGAUACUAGCUCUUCAUCAGGCAGGAUAACUGCUCACUCUGCCGUCCUCCCAGCCAGCCCUGCUCAUCUGUAGGGCUUGAAAACUUUCUUGCAUAAAAUGCUUUGCAAAUGAGGGCUGAUCUCACUUUCCCAUUUAUUUUUUUUCCAACCUUUUUGACAGGGACUGAAGCACAAGGGCACGCUGCUGGUAGGACUACUUGAUGCCAGAAUCUUGUGGUGGGCUGCCAGGCUCCCAUACACUCCUUAUACCAAGAAGAAGCUGCCCUGUUCCUCCAGCCACCAGCAUGAGUCAGAUAGCCCUAUAAAUAUGGAGGUUUAUUAUUAUAAUUAGAUAUAUCGAAUUGCUCACUUCCCCCUUUCCUCCGCUGCUUGCCCUUUGGAGCUCUUAGGAUGUUGUGUGCUCCACUGAGUCACCUCCACCACCAAGGCAUCGAUGUCUCCGCAGCAGUGACCUCUUCCAGAGCAGGAAGGGAAAUCCCGUCUUUACUGUGUCUGUUAAGGCAGGAAAAGGAUAGGAAGGUAAAGUAUGCAUAACCACAAGCAAAAGCCCUACCACAAACCAAAUCGGCGGCUUGAGGAAUUUCAAGCAGAUGACAGGCAGCAUCGGCCUUGGAAGAAAUGCCAGUAGUAUAAUUAAUGCUUUGCUUUCUUUUCUGCAGGUUAGUCAUUUCGUUCACACUCCAGACGGGUUUAGCUCUGUAGCUGAACUAAUCAUAAAUGUUGAUUCUCUCGCUAAGCUUUGCUGGAUAAAGUGCCCGCCCUUGCAUUUCUGUUCUUACCAUUCAGGGCCAGGAAUGUCCCAUGUAAAAGCCAGAUUACCUUGUUGCUUGCAUUGCAUUCCACUGGAAAAUACUUGAACUUAACUCAAGGCCAUAACCAGUCUGUGCUGUUAUGAAGUUUCUGGGAUAUUUUUUUUUUCGUUUUUUAUGUACUAACUGUAUUUGUACUAGAAAAUUUUUGAGUAUGAGGUUGAAUCUCUCUAAGUAUUUCUCAGUGUAAAUGUUCCAUCUGGACUGUAGUUAGGUUAAGCAUUGGUCAAAAGAGAAUGAAACAUUAGCCCGACUCUUCAACCGGCUAUUCCACGUCCAUUACUAAUAAAAUGGAAUAAAACUUACAUUUUGU
Messenger RNA from Phasianus colchicus (ring-necked pheasant), 6226 nucleotides. It is a transcript of the gene GJC2, whose product is annotated as gap junction protein gamma 2. The record is from RefSeq and is a predicted model, not a curated record. Gene Ontology annotation, molecular function: gap junction channel activity. Gene Ontology annotation, biological process: cell-cell signaling. Lineage: Eukaryota; Metazoa; Chordata; Aves; Galliformes; Phasianidae. Gene Ontology annotation, cellular component: connexin complex.